Aspergillus udagawae is the source of this 849-nucleotide messenger RNA. It is a transcript of the gene tpcH, whose product is annotated as methyltransferase tpcH. Gene Ontology annotation, molecular function: methyltransferase activity. The record is from RefSeq and is a predicted model, not a curated record. Lineage: Eukaryota; Fungi; Ascomycota; Eurotiomycetes; Eurotiales; Aspergillaceae. The transcript is spliced from 4 exons. Bases 1 to 849 code for a protein of 282 amino acids.
AUGCUUGAGAAAGUAUUCCGCGAAAAAAGCUUCGCCGAUCAGUACACGUAUGGCGCAAAAAUCAGUGAGCUCUAUGCGGAGACACUGGUGGACAGGUCUGGCAUCGCCAAAUCCCAUCAGAGGCCUUUGAUUAUCUUCGACAAUGCCUGUGGGACGGGUUCCAUUUCGAGUACCCUUCAGCGUACUCUUGAUAAGAGGAAUAAAAGGAGCUUGAAGUUGACCUGUGGUGACCUGUCCGAAGGCAUGGUCGAAUAUACCAAGCAGCGGAUGCAGGCCGAAGGAUGGGAUAAUGCUGAAGCAAAGAUUGUGAACGCGCAGGAUACUGGUCUGCCAAGUGACCACUACACUCAUGUGUACACGGCAUUCGCUUUCAAUAUGUUCCCUGACUACAAAGCCGCACUGCAAGAAUGCUUCCGAGUCCUUCAACCAGGUGGUACAUUAGCGACCUCGACAUGGCAGAACGCCAACUGGUGCACUAUCAUGAAGCCUGUCAUUGCAACUAUGCCAGGAAAUCUUCCAUAUCCAACAAUGGAAGAAAUCAACAAGAUGCUUAAUAAAGGUUGGGACUCCGAGUCCAACGUACGUGCCGAGUUUGAGGAUGCAGGGUUCACGGAUGUCAACGUCACCACUGUAGCAAAACAAUGCCUACUCCCUGUACAAGAGUUUGCUGAGGCUUGCAAGAUUCUCUUGCCCUACGUCCUCAGCAAGUUCUGGACGCAGGAGCAGCGAGGCCGGUAUGAAGCUGAGGUGCCAGAACACCUCAUGGGGUAUCUGGAAAAGGCAUAUGGAAAGGAUGGACUGGCUCCGAUGAAAGGCGUGGCGAUCAUUGCAACGGGUCGUAAGCCUUGA